Molecule: messenger RNA, 645 nt
Organism: Brassica oleracea var. oleracea
Lineage: Eukaryota; Viridiplantae; Streptophyta; Magnoliopsida; Brassicales; Brassicaceae
Exons: 1
Coding region: 84-560 (158 amino acids)
Source: RefSeq, a predicted model, not a curated record
CAGAAGUUUUGUUAUUUCCACACCAUACCAAAAUUUUGUGGUAACGAGUGCCAAUCUUUCUCUCACUUCCCUCUCCCUCUAAAAUGCUUCUGCUGUCUCCGAUAAACGCCUCUCUACCACCGUCGUUUCACCGGGGAACACUGAUCCGGCAACCCAUUAAGACUUCAUGUAGGAUCACAGCAAUGGCCAAGGACAAUACCGAGUCUGGCGGGGUUCUCGAGAAUGCGGCUAUAGCCGGUGGUCUAGUGUCAACGCCGGUAAUUGGAUGGUCACUCUACACUCUGAAGACAACCGGUUGCGGUUUACCUCCAGGACCGGCCGGUUCAAUCGGAGCGUUGGAAGGUGUGAGCUACUUGGUGGUGUUGGGCAUCAUGGGCUGGUCUCUGUACACCAAGACCAAAACCGGCUCGGGUCUGCCAAAUGGGCCGUUUGGUUUGUUGGGGGCGGUCGAGGGGUUGUCUUACCUGUCGCUUCUAGCCAUUCUUGUGGUGUUCGGUUUACAGUUUUUGGAUAACGGGUCAGUUCCUGGUCCACUUCCAAGUGACCAGUGUUUUGGCUAACCAAUCACUCUAUCAUCAUUCUUCACUUGUAAUGUCCUAUACCAAAACUGUGUCAAUUAAUAAUAACUUUCUAUCAAUCACAUAA